Molecule: messenger RNA, 1018 nt
Organism: Rhipicephalus microplus (southern cattle tick)
Lineage: Eukaryota; Metazoa; Arthropoda; Arachnida; Ixodida; Ixodidae
Source: RefSeq, a predicted model, not a curated record
GCCAAAGUAAGAAGCUUGCGCGCACGUUGUACAUACGUGAACGUACGGAACGCCGAGACGCGCUGUGAGAUCGCGCGAUCGCGGGGAAGGGUUGGUGCGGAUCCUCCGAGAAAUAACUGCAAAAGUAAAAGAAAACUUCGAAAACUCGCAUAAAUAAUAGGUUACAGAUAAAGAAAAAAAGAUAUCCUGAUCUAAAUAGGCGUCUUGAAGACAAAGUACUCUCGAGCAAAAAGUACAUAAACACGGGGGGAGAAGUCUGAGGAAGUGCGAGAAAGUUGCCCCUUGCUGUCCUAUACUUCCGCUACCGCUGCACUGAUGGGAGCUGCCGGCAGGAGCCGCAUGGCGGUCACCAUGUCCCUGGCAUUGCUAGUCGCCCUGCUGGUGCUGCAGAUGACGGCCGUGCUCGCUCGGGCGGACCCCGAGGAAGUGGGCGGCAACGUGGUGGAAGCGCUACGCCUGCUCGAGCAUCUCGACAAGUACUACUCGCAUGUCAACCGGCCCAGGUUCGGAAGAAGCGUUCCGGUCCGGUUCGCGGGCGGCUCGACGUCGUCUUCCUCUGAUGAGUACGAGAGAUAGCACAGGCAGGCGUCGUCGCCGAGGCACCGGAAACCCAGUCACGCCUUCCUUCAAGAACACCUGUGGUUACGUCACGUCCGGGCAGCGCCACAGCCGAGUUUCUGGGAGUUCCGAACAAGAAAAAAAAAAUCGAACGGAUGAAGAUACAAGCGCACCGCAACACCGCAACUCGUUGAAAAAGCAGCCCUCCUUGGUGACCUUCGUCCUCUUCUGUGCGCUGUGCUGGGCCCCCCUCUCGCGAUCACCGUACUGACGUGGAUCGUGUGUCACGAACUCCACCGCACGGCACGCGAGAAACGAAAUGAAAAAAGCCCUAGCUACCCAGCCCCACGGUUCUCGCCGCUCCGUUAAGGCAGCUAAUAGCUAUACCCGGGCAGAACCUACUCCUGAACGCCACGUCAUGUUCCUGCGUCUGAAAUAAAUGUUUUCCGUGCCGCCAUUU